Molecule: messenger RNA, 1879 nt
Organism: Drosophila persimilis
Lineage: Eukaryota; Metazoa; Arthropoda; Insecta; Diptera; Drosophilidae
Gene: RIOK2
Product: serine/threonine-protein kinase RIO2
Exons: 4
Coding region: 32-1681 (549 amino acids)
Biological process (GO): maturation of SSU-rRNA; protein phosphorylation
Cellular component (GO): preribosome, small subunit precursor; nucleus; cytosol
Molecular function (GO): protein serine/threonine kinase activity; ATP binding
Source: RefSeq, a predicted model, not a curated record
UGCGUUGUAACUUUGCCAAAAUUCAGUAAAAAUGGGUAAAUUAAAUGUCACUGUGCUGCGCUAUCUAACGAAGGAGGAUUUCCGCGUCCUCACCGCCAUCGAGAUGGGCAUGAAAAAUCACGAGCUGGUGCCGGGACCAUUGGCCGCGGCCAUAGCCAACCUGAAGACUGGCGGUGUCCACAAGCUGCUCAAGGAGCUCUGCAAGCACAAACUACUGUCGUACGAACGUGGAAAAAAGUAUGAUGGGUAUCGCUUGACAAACACUGGAUAUGACUAUCUGGCCCUGAAAUCUCUUACAUUGCGUGGGUCAGUGAGCUCUUUUGGCAACCAAAUUGGGAUUGGCAAGGAGUCAAACAUUUAUGUGGUGGCCGAUGAGGAGGGAACUCCCAUUUGCCUGAAGUUGCAUCGUCUGGGACGCACCUGCUUCAGGAAUGUCAAAGCCAAGCGAGAUUAUCAUGGACGUCGGCACAAGGCCUCCUGGUUGUAUUUAUCGCGAAUUUCGGCUACCCGAGAGUUUGCCUACAUGUCGGCAUUGCAUGAGCGCGGCUUUCCUGUCCCGAAACCCAUCGAUUUCAAUCGUCACUGCGUUUUGAUGGAUCUGGUCAAUGGUUGGCCCAUGACCCAAGUGCACGAGUUGUUGGAUAUUCCACAAGUCUAUGAUGACCUCAUGAAUCUGAUUGUCCGUUUGGGCAACUCUGGUGUGAUCCAUGGCGAUUUUAACGAGUUCAAUUUGAUGCUCACGGAUGCGGGAAAGCCUAUACUGAUCGAUUUUCCCCAGAUGAUGUCCACCUCGCAUGAAAAUGCUGAAUUUUUCUUUGAUCGCGAUGUGAACUGCGUUCGCGAAAUGUUCCGUCGUAAAUUCGCCUACGAAAGCGAAGAUUAUCCCAAGUUCAGCGAUCUGGUGCGCGAUGAUGAUUUGGAUGCUGAGGUGCACUGCACUGGGUAUGGCUUCACCAAGGAGAUGGAACAGGAUCUGUUGCAGGAGUAUGGCAUGGUGGAACAGUCGGAGGACGAAGAAGAUGAAGGUGAGGAAGAUGAGGCGCCUGCUUUGGUGACAGCGGCAGCUGUAGAGAUCGACGAGUGCCGUCGUCAGGUGGAGAAUGAGGUGCUCUAUAGCGAGGCGAAGCCAGCUCAGAAAUCAGAUGAUGCCAUUCGUCGAUACAUUGAAUCGUGUACCCAAUAUUUGGGCAAUCUGACUGUGGGUCCAGAGAUUAUCGAUGCGGAAUUGCCAUCGAAGCCAAUAGCCUCCGAUCCAGUUCCAACUCCAGAGUCGAGGCCUCAAGGCGAUGUUCCACUUGUUGCUCCUGCACCUCAAGGCAUUGUUCCACCAGUGGCUCCAGGUGCCGACGCACCCGCAGAAGAUGCCAAAUCCAUUAGCUCCAAUGACCUGGAAACAGAUGAAAUUCCCGAGCUGGCCGGCUUGGAUCCCAACUCCCGCAUGUAUCGCCUGAAAAUGGUCGAGCAAAUGCUCAACGAUGCGAGAAGUCAGCGCUCGUAUUCCACCACGACAAGCACAAUAGCACCAUCCGUUAUCACCGAUCGCAUACGCCGCAACAUGGACAUCAAGGAGAAGCGAGAUCAGCGCAAGAAAUGCGUGGCCAAGGGCGAAGCCAGCGCCAUUCAUCGCCAUCGCAAGGAGAACAAGGAUGUGGUGAAGGAGUAUGCCGGUUGGGACUUUUAAAAUAAAAAGGUAUAUAAUUUGUUGGUACCUUACACUUUAGUGAUACCUAAUUUAAUGAUAAAAACGAAGCCAUCCCAGAUAAACGAGAUUUGAAGAUCAAUUUGUGGCGAUCUGUUCAUCUCGGGUAACACGUGUAAACUCGGGUAAACUUACUUUUAUUAUGUACAUUUGUAAUAAACAGCACUCGCUCGUUCUUUA